UGGGGGGGGGCGCGGCUCAUGCGCGGUGCACCGAGGCUUGUUUCACAUCUGUAACAACAGGAGGAGGCCCAGCCUCGGGAUGAGGAAUAGCAAGGAGAGGACCCAGCUCCACUUGGAAAGGCUGCACAAUCCGGGACUGUCAACGCUCUUAUAAGGAUUCCAGCUUUUCUUCCUGGCCAGAAAUGUUCAGCCUGGACUCAUUCAGAAAAGAAACCACUGGGCAAAGAGAAUGAAGCGCUCCUGCACCUUUCCCCCCAGACUCGAGUCUCUGACGUUCUCACCAUUUAAGUGGUUUAAAAGACCUAAAGGCUUCCUUACCUGUCCAUUUCUGCCUUCUCAUGGAAAAGACCCAAUCGGGCCCAGCACAGGCAACGUCAGUGCAAACUCCCCCCACCCCGCCUUCCACCCAUGUGUGUCAACCCUGCCCCCGGAGGGACCAUCUCUCGAGCUUCUAGGGACCUAUUAAAAGAAUUCCCGCAACCCAAAAACCUUCUCAACAGCGUGAUAGGAAGAGCUCUCGGCAUCUCACAUGCAAAAGACAAACUGGUCUACGUGCACACGAAUGGCCCGAAGAAAAAGAAAGUCACCCUGCACAUCAAGUGGCCCAAGAGCGUGGAGGUGGAAGGCUAUGGCAGCAAGAAGAUCGAUGCCGAGCGGCAGGCGGCCGCCGCAGCCUGCCAGCUCUUCAAGGGCUGGGGUCUGCUGGGCCCCCGGAAUGAGUUGUUUGAUGCCGCCAAAUACCGUGUGCUAGCCGAUCGCUUUGGCUCCCCAGCUGAUAGUUGGUGGCGCCCAGAGCCUGCCAUGCCACCCACUUCUUGGAGGCAGCUGAACCCUGAGGGCAUCCGGCCUGGGGUGCCCACAGGCCUAUCCCGAUCCUUGGGCCGGGAAGAGGAGGAGGAUGAGGAGGAAGAGCUAGAAGAGGGAACCAUUGAUGUUACUGACUUCCUGUCUAUGACCCAGCAGGACUCCCACACCCCACUCAGGGACUCGAGGGGGGGCUCCUUUGAGAUGACAGACGAUGACAGUGCCAUUAGGGCUCUGACCCAGUUUCCCCUUCCCAAGAACCUCCUGGCCAAGGUGAUUCAGAUUGCAACCUCCUCCUCCACGGCUAAGAACCUCAUGCAAUUCCAUACUGUGGGCACGAAGACCAAGCUGGCCACCCUCACCCUGCUCUGGCCCUGUCCCAUGACCUUUGUCGCCAAAGGGCGCCGCAAAGCAGAGGCGGAGAAUAAGGCGGCAGCCUUGGCCUGCAAGAAACUCAAGAGCCUGGGCCUGGUGGACAGAAACAACGAGCCGCUGACCCAUGCCAUGUACAACCUGGCAUCCUUGCGAGAACUGGGGGAGACCCAGCGCCGGCCAUGCACCAUCCAGGUGCCCGAGCCCAUCCUCCGCAAGAUCGAGACCUUCCUCAACCAUUACCCUGUGGACAGUGCCUGGAUCUCCCCAGAACCCCGACUGCAGAGCGAUGACAUAUUGCCGCUGGGCAAGGACUCGGGGCCCCUGAGCGACCCCAUCACAGGCAAGCCCUACAUGCCUCUCUUAGAAGCAGAGGAGCUGCGUCUGAGCCACAACCUGCUUGAGCUGUGGCGGCGGCGAGGACCGGUCUGGCAGGAGGUCCCCCAGCUCCCCGUGGACCCGCAUCGGGACACCAUCCUCAAUGCCAUUGAGCAGCACCCCGUGGUGGUCAUCUCGGGGGACACGGGCUGUGGGAAGACCACGCGCAUCCCCCAGCUGCUGCUGGAGCGCUAUGUGACCGAGGGCCGCGGCGCACGGUGCAACGUCAUUAUCACUCAGCCACGUCGCAUCUCUGCUGUGUCCGUGGCACAGCGCGUCAGCCACGAACUGGGCCCCUCCCUACGCCGGAACGUGGGCUUCCAGGUGCGGUUGGAGAGCAAGCCGCCGGCCCGUGGAGGGGCCCUGCUCUUCUGCACCGUGGGCAUCCUGCUGCGGAAGCUGCAGAGCAACCCCAGUCUGGAGGGUGUGAGCCACGUGAUCGUGGACGAGGUGCACGAGCGGGACGUCAACACGGACUUCCUGCUCAUUCUGCUCAAGGGCCUGCAGCGACUCAACCCGGCCCUGCGGCUGGUGCUCAUGAGCGCCACAGGCGACAACGAGCGCUUCUCCCGUUACUUCGGGGGCUGUCCGGUCAUCAAGGUGCCCGGCUUCAUGUACCCCGUCAAGGAGCACUACUUGGAGGACAUCCUGGCCAAGCUGGGCAAGCAUCAGUACCCGCCCCGCCACCGGCACCAUGAGUCUGAGGAUGAAUGUGCCCUGGAUUUGGAUCUCGUGACGGAUCUGGUUCUGCACAUUGACGCCCGAGGGGAGCCAGGUGGGAUCCUGUGCUUCCUGCCCGGCUGGCAGGAGAUCAAAGGAGUGCAGCAACGCCUCCAGGAGGCCCUGGGCAUGCACGAGGGCAAAUACCUCAUCCUGCCAGUGCACUCCAACAUCCCCAUGAUGGACCAGAAGGCCAUCUUCCAGCAGCCGCCGCUUGGGGUGCGCAAGAUCGUCCUGGCCACCAACAUUGCGGAGACCUCCAUCACCAUCAACGACAUCGUGCACGUCGUGGACAGUGGUCUGCACAAGGAGGAGCGCUACGAUCUCAAGACCAAGGUGUCCUGCCUGGAGACCGUGUGGGUGUCCCGAGCAAACGUGAUUCAGCGCCGGGGCCGGGCGGGCCGCUGCCAGUCUGGCUUUGCCUACCACCUGUUCCCGCGUAGUCGGCUGGAGAAAAUGGCCACGUUCCAAGUGCCGGAGAUUCUGCGCACACCCCUGGAGAACCUGGUGCUGCAGGCCAAGAUUCACAUGCCGGAGAAGACGGCAGUGGAGUUCCUCUCCAAGGCUGUGGACAGCCCGGACAUCAAGGCAGUAGACGAGGCCGUCAUCCUGUUGCAGGAGAUCGGGGUACUGGACCAGAGAGAAUACCUGACCACCCUGGGGCAGCGCCUGGCCCACAUCUCCACUGACCCCCGGCUGGCCAAGGCCAUCGUGCUGGCCGCCAUCUUCCGCUGCCUACACCCUCUGUUGGUGGUCGUUUCCUGUCUGACCCGGGACCCCUUCAGCAGCAGCCUGCAGAACCGGGCAGAGGUGGACAAGGUGAAGGCACUGCUGAGUCACGACAGUGGCAGUGACCACCUGGCCUUCGUGCGGGCUGUGGCUGGCUGGGAGGAGGUGUUGCGCUGGCAGGACCGCAGCUCCCGGGAGAACUACCUGGAGGAGAACCUGCUCUAUGCACCCAGCCUGCGCUUCAUUCAUGGCCUGAUCAAGCAGUUCUCAGAGAACAUUUACGAGGCCUUCCUGGUGGGGAAGCCCUCGGACUGCACCCUGGCCUCGGCCCAGUGCAACGAGUACAGCGAGGAGGAGGAGCUGGUGAAGGGCGUGCUGAUGGCCGGGCUCUACCCCAACCUCAUCCAGGUGAGGCAGGGCAAGGUGACCCGGCAGGGGAAGUUUAAGCCCAACAGCGUCACAUACAGGACCAAAUCAGGCAACAUCCUGCUACACAAGUCGACCAUUAACAGGGAGGCCACCCGGUUACGGAGCCGGUGGCUGACGUAUUUCAUGGCUGUCAAGUCCAACGGCAGUGUCUUCGUCCGGGACUCCUCCCAGGUGCACCCACUAGCUGUGUUGCUACUGACAGAUGGGGACGUCCACAUCCGUGAUGAUGGGCGCCGGGCCACCAUCUCCCUGAGCGACAGUGACUUGCUGAGGCUGGAGGGCGACUCUCACACGGUGCGGCUGCUGCGGGAGCUGCGCCGGGCCCUGGGCCGCAUGGUGGAGCGGAGCCUGCGCAGUGAGCUGGCUGCCCUUCCACUCAACGUGCAGCAGGAACACGGGCAGCUACUCGCCCUGCUGGCAGAACUGCUGCGCGGACCCUGUGGCAGCUUUGACGUGCGCAAGACAGCUGAUGACUGAGCCCUGCUUCCCUGGGCUGUGUACAGAGUGCAUAUGUUUAUUUAAAAUAAAGUUCUAUUUAUCCCU
Messenger RNA from Echinops telfairi (small Madagascar hedgehog), 3975 nucleotides. RefSeq names its product DExH-box helicase 30 (gene DHX30). NCBI's taxonomy places the organism in Eukaryota, Metazoa, Chordata, Mammalia, Afrosoricida, Tenrecidae. Gene Ontology annotation, molecular function: DNA helicase activity; ATP binding; G-quadruplex RNA binding. The coding region runs from base 409 to 3909 and encodes 1166 amino acids. Gene Ontology annotation, cellular component: intracellular anatomical structure; cytoplasm; nucleus. The transcript is spliced from 23 exons. The record is from RefSeq and is a predicted model, not a curated record.